AUGGACGAAUCAUUUAGCGUCCAAUCGGGAGAUCGCAGCCUGUGCUUAGACGAAGAAGACCGCGCAUACCUCGAGGCUUUGAACGACAAAGAUGUUGUCGCUACGAAAAGCACGCCGAAUCCUCUAGGUCUCUUCUCAGUAGUGGCCUUCAUACUCCAGCAAGUCAUCGGUACUGGCAUAUUCCGAACACCAUGGACCGUUAUGCAGGCCACCGAGAGCCCGGGAAUCACGCUUUGCUUUUGGGCUUUCGGUGGGCUUGCAGCCAUCGCGGGUUCUAUAUUGUACAUCGAGUUCGGCUUGACUACACCUCGGCAUUCAAUUGAUGGCGAAAGAGUGCCGGUGGUACGCAAUGGUGGAGACAUGAACUACGUGAACUACCUCAUCAAGCGACCCAAGUUCUUCGUCUUCUCCUUCUACGCAGUCAACUACGUGAUCAUUGCUUCGAGCGCAGCCAACGCAUUGACUUUCGGCGACGACAUAAUAGGCUCUCCAGGAACCGAUAGAGGUGCAGCCAAGGAUGCCGCGGCACGAUGUCUCGCGAUAAUGGCAGUAACGCUUCCGUGCUUCUUGCAUGCGUUCACUCGACGUGGAGGUAUCAUUCUUAACAACGUCAUCGUCGUUGUUAAGAUUGCCAUCCUUUGUGUGUUUCCCAUCAUGGCGAUUUGCGUAUUGGCCGGUGUCGCGCAUACGAAUCACGCAGCAGCGAACAUGGAAUACAAGAACUCAUUUGCGCGGACACACGGAAAUGCCGACAGCUAUACACAAGGCAUGCUAGCGGUCUUUUAUGCUUAUGGCGGGUACAAUCAAGCCAACUAUGUAGGUCUUGAUCGGCCUGAUGAAGCUUACGUCCCGUUGAACUACCGCUUACCCGUACUCAGAUACUCUGCGAGAUCCACAGACCGCAGAAGAACUUCCCCAAAGGCAUCAUAA
This is a messenger RNA of Alternaria infectoria, 930 nucleotides long. RefSeq lists its product as uncharacterized. Gene Ontology annotation, molecular function: L-amino acid transmembrane transporter activity. Gene Ontology annotation, biological process: amino acid transmembrane transport. The transcript is spliced from 2 exons. Gene Ontology annotation, cellular component: membrane. The record is from RefSeq and is a predicted model, not a curated record. The coding region runs from base 1 to 930 and encodes 309 amino acids. Lineage: Eukaryota; Fungi; Ascomycota; Dothideomycetes; Pleosporales; Pleosporaceae.